Messenger RNA from Closterium sp. Naga37s-1, 1242 nucleotides. The record is from the annotation of a GenBank genome assembly. Lineage: Eukaryota; Viridiplantae; Streptophyta; Zygnematophyceae; Desmidiales; Closteriaceae.
AUGCUCCUUGUGUGCACAUCUCUACUCACACUCCUCUUCCUUACUCUCUGCUUCUUCACGUCCCUUCAACACCAUUCUCGGCCAUUUCCUCCACUCCUCACUCCCCUCACCCAUCGCUCCCCCCACCCAGACACAUGUGUGAUCCAGAGCUGUGGUGUGAACAGCCGGUGCAUCAAGGACGAAGCUACUAGAGCAGUGUCCUCUGUGUGUGACAGUGACUUUGUGCUGCAGGCGGAUGGCACGACGUGCACUGCUCCUAAUUCAUAUCCCCUCCACCCCUCCUCUCCGCUCUUCGUUUCUGCCUCUCCCCCCACGCAGAUGCUUGUGUGUAUUCCAACUGCCAUGCUGAUGCGCCAUGCUGAUGCGCGCCUGUACUUGGUGGCAGAGGCACACCAACUCUGUUCACUGUCCCUCCUUCCUUUCCUCCCUCCUUCCUUCUCCGCCUCCUUCCUUUUCUCCCUCCUUCCUUUCCUCCCUCCUUCGUUCUCUCCCUCCUUCCUUCCCUCCGAAUUCCCCCCCUCCUUCCUCCCUCCUUUCCCUACUUCCUUCCCUCCCUUCUUCCCCUCCUCCUUCCCCUCCUCCUUCCCACCAUCCUUCCCUCCCUCCUCUCCUUCCUCCUUCCCUCCCUCCUUCCCUCCCUCCUUCCCUCCCUCCUUCCCUCCCUCCUUCCCUCCCUCCUUCCCUCCCUCCUGCCCUCCCUCCUUUCCCCCCUCAUUUGCUUUCUCCAUUGCUCCCUCCAUCGCUACCUCUGUUGCUACCUCUGUUGCUACCUCUGUUGCUACCUCUGUUGCUACCUCUGUUGCUCCAUCUGUUGCUCCCUCCGUUUCUCCCUCCUUUGCUCACUCCCUUACUCCCUCCCUCGUGCGCUCCCUCCCGCGCUCCCUCCCUCUUUCCCUCCCUCUCUCCCUCCUUCGCUCCCUCCCUCUUUCCCUCCCUCUCUCCCUCCUUCACUCCCUCCCUCGCUCCCUCCCUCGCUCUCUCCCUCACUCCCUCCCUUGGCCCCUCCAUCCCAUCCUCAUCUGUUUCUAUAUCGUGCCAUACUCUUCUAAUCGCUUCUCUCCACGCCUCCUUUCAGAUACAUGCGUCAUCAAGAACUGUGGUGCCAAUGCUGCUUACAACUGUGCGAUGAAGACCUGUAGUGGCUUCACCUACUGCAGCAGGGACGCCACUACUGGAGCUGCGUCUUGUGUUUGCUACAAUGGCUUUGUGAUGCAGCCGGAUGGCACGUGCAAGAGUACGUGA